Molecule: messenger RNA, 2142 nt
Organism: Xenopus laevis (African clawed frog)
Lineage: Eukaryota; Metazoa; Chordata; Amphibia; Anura; Pipidae
Product: E3 ubiquitin-protein ligase Midline-1
Exons: 3
Coding region: 329-2002 (557 amino acids)
Source: RefSeq, a predicted model, not a curated record
UUGACAGGUAGGGGCGGAGCAGAGCGCAAGAAGGAGGAGGUCAGAAGCAGAAGUGCAGAGGCAGAGAUUACAUUGAAUUUCCUGCGCCCCCCCCCCAUACUGGUUUUGUUUUGGAAACGGAGAGAAAGAACUUUGUUCCUGACUGACCGAUGGUAAAUGCUCGUGUCUCGAAGGCUCCCCUCUACGAAUGAUCAGGACAGAGAGAAUGUUGUGAAACCCUUGUAUGGCGCGUCCCUGAAUGUCCACUAGGUGGAGGCACUUUGCUGUAGUCCCAGUUCCCAGUAUCUUUCUCAAGUGAAAAGGCCAAAUUUGCUGGAUUGCGACAGCCAUGGCGUCUGCUGAGCUGAGAGACAAGGGAAAGUGCACCCUCUGCUUGGACAAGUAUUCGGAUCCAGUAGAACUGCCAUGUGGAGACCUAUUUUGCCGAACCUGCAUUUCGGGGGUGCUGGAUACCCAGAAGGGAUGUAAGGCUUAUACCUGCCCUGCAUGCAAAGCAACGUACAAGGAGCGCCCAGCCCUGCAGACAAAUAAGAUACCAAGUAUCCAAACAGCCUCGUUGCCUUCAACUCAACCAGAGCAGGACACGACCGGGAUCUUCUGUACUUACUGUACCAACUCCCCUGUACCUGCUGCCAAGUCCUGUCACCUGUGUGAGGCUUCUCUGUGUGAUACCCACCUUGCUGCCCACAGUAAAUCACCACAACAUGUCUUAACUGAGCCCACACUUACAUUUCUAAACAAACUAUGUCCAAUACACAAGAAACCCUUGGAGUUGUACUGCUGCAAUGAUGUUGUCUGUAUCUGUGAAUCUUGCUGCCAUGUUGGGGGGCACAAGGGGCACAACAUAAGGACACUCAAAGAAGCCUCUGAGAAGAAGAAGGAGAAACUUCAGCGUCUUCUGGAGCAGGUGAAGCCAAAGGUAGAAGCAGCUGAUAAAAGACUUCAGAGGGAAAAGGAUCACCGGAGAGAUAUGGAGGAGAAAUCAGACAGUGAUACAAAGCAAGUAAUCACCUUGUUCAGGGACAUGAGGGAACAGUUGGACACCCUAGAGAGUAACAUCCUACUUGAAAUCUCCAAUCACAAAGAGGAGGUUUCUCGCCACCACUCUAAGGUAAUUGAGAAACUGGAAACGGAGAACAACGAGGUGUCCAAUCAGAUCCACCACAUUGAGGAGCUGUGCAACAUUGCCGAUCCACUGAACUUCUUACAGCAAUUAAAAUCAGAAGGGAUGGAUUCUUGUGACCCAGAAGAUGAUGAGAAUGAAAGAACUGUUCCUAUAUUUCUGCUUUCAACUUACAUUCUUGUAGGAACAUUACUGGCCAUGGAAGCUUUAUUAAGCCCCAGGUAUGUUAGGAGCAUUGUUCAAGAAGAUACUAAGAUGUGCUCACAUGGCCGACUGGAUGAGGAUCUGAUCUCAGGCACCUUACUCACGGGUUUAGCCAAUAUUAUGGCAAAUAUAAAGAGAAAGAUUAGUUGGGAGAAGGCUACAGACAUGUUGCUGGAUAUAGACACAGCUGCCAAUAACGUUUCCCUAUCUUGGAGUAGGAAAAAACUAUCCUUCUCAUCAAAUAACAAAGGGCGCCCCAAAACACCGCAGAGAUUUAAGCUCUUCCAGGUUUUAAGCAGGGGCAGCUUCUCCUUAGGGCACCAUUACUGGGAAUUGGCGGUUAGUGGAUCAGGGUGCUGGAGGGUAGGGGUGGCUUAUAACAGUAUAGAAAAGAAAGGAGAAAAGUCUUAUUUGGGAAAUAAUGAGAAGUCCUGGUGUUUGUGCAGGGAGAAUAACACAUAUUCAGUCAUACACAACAGCCAACAAACCAACUUACACCACAAACCAUUAAACACCAGAAUCAGGAUCACGUUGGACUAUGAGGCCGGACGUCUGUCCUUUUAUGAACUGAGUGACCCAUUGAGACACUUACACACCUUCACUGCCUCCUUCACUGAGCCCCUCCAUGCUGCAUUCUAUGUAGACAAGAGCUGUAGCGUGAAAAUUAUUAGCUAAGGAACCCUGCUUUAACUACUCCUUUGCCUACUUCAUUGCCUACUGAUUUGUCUACUGGGAAACCCAUGAAAAUAAUUCCAUUUUUAUACUAUGCCUUAAGGCAGUGAUCCCCAACCAGUAGCUCGUGAGCAACAUGUUGC